This is a messenger RNA of Crotalus tigris (Tiger rattlesnake), 2665 nucleotides long. It is a transcript of the gene PAX1, whose product is annotated as paired box 1. Lineage: Eukaryota; Metazoa; Chordata; Lepidosauria; Squamata; Viperidae. The coding region runs from base 401 to 1537 and encodes 378 amino acids. The transcript has 5 exons. The record is from RefSeq and is a predicted model, not a curated record. Gene Ontology annotation, molecular function: DNA-binding transcription factor activity, RNA polymerase II-specific; RNA polymerase II cis-regulatory region sequence-specific DNA binding. Gene Ontology annotation, biological process: anatomical structure development; regulation of transcription by RNA polymerase II.
UCCUGGGGUUGGGAAGGUGGGGCGGGGGCGUCGGCCGUGGCGCCCGGGGUCUUUGAAUUGGAGUCAGCUGGUGGGGGCUGAGCUCCCAGCCCCGCCGGGGCGGAACCCAGCCAAGCCCUGCCCCGCAGCACCUCCCGGGGCCUCCCUUGCAGGCCGGCUGGACCAGGAACUGCCGGCAGGAGCCAAUGAAGGGCCGGGGCUGCAUCGGCGGCACCUCCGGGCUUGACGUGGGAGACGCGUCAAGUUGAGCCGAGCUGAAACGGGCUGCGCCGCUUCCCUCCCGGCGGCUACUCCCCGCGCGGGUCUGCUCCGGCCUCGACUCCCAGCUGGCCCGGGAGCUCGGCUCACCUCUCUAUGCGCCGGGCGGAGAGACAUCGGCGGGCGCCUCUUCUCGCCGGCCAUGGAGCAAACGUACGGCGAAGUGAACCAACUCGGCGGCGUCUUUGUCAACGGGCGGCCGCUGCCCAACGCCAUCCGCCUGCGGAUCGUGGAGCUGGCCCAGCUCGGCAUCCGACCCUGCGACAUCAGCCGGCAGCUGAGGGUGUCCCACGGCUGCGUGAGCAAGAUUUUGGCCCGCUACAACGAGACCGGCUCCAUCCUCCCGGGCGCCAUCGGCGGGAGCAAGCCCCGCGUCACCACCCCCAACGUGGUGAAGCACAUCCGAGACUACAAGCAGGGCGACCCGGGGAUCUUCGCCUGGGAGAUCCGGGACCGCUUGCUGGCCGACGGCGUCUGCGACAAGUACAACGUGCCUUCGGUGAGCUCCAUUAGCCGCAUCCUGAGGAACAAGAUCGGCAGCCUGUCGCAGCCCGGCGCGCCCUACGAGGCGAGCGGCGGCGGCGGCGGCGGCAAGCAACCUGCCCCGCAGCCAGCCCUGCCCUACAACCACAUCUACCAGUACCCUUACCCCAGCGCCGUGUCGGCCUCCGCCGCUAAGAUGGGCGGCCACGCCGGAGCAGCUCCCGUCUCCGCGGCCCACGUCGGCCUCCCGCGCUCCUGGCCCUCGGCGCACUCGGUCAGCAACAUCCUAGGCAUCCGCACCUUCAUGGAGCAGAGCGGUGUUCUAGCUGGGACAGAUGGUUCUGCCUAUCCUCCCAAACUCGAAGACUGGCCAAGUGUGAAUAGAACCACCUUCCCUGCUGCCGGGCAUGGUGUCAAUGCACUUGACAAAUCAGCAGCAGAAGCAGACAUUAAAUACCCCCAGGUAACACCCCCUCCUGGGCUCUCCGCUGUGAGUCCUUUCCUGUCCCCUUGUGCAUAUCCCUCCUCAAACCAACCUGCUGUAUACGGAGGGCCAGGAGGAAGCUACCUAAAUCCAUCUCAUCACCACUGGCAGACCCAAGGUAACCCCCUGGCUCAUCACCACAGCUCUGGAGUAGCAGCUGUUCACGGUGCAGAACUGGCUUCCACUGUGGCUUUCAAACAUCUCUCCAGAGAAGCUGGGGACAGAAAACAGGCCGCCAGUUCCGGGAGCAAAGCUGCAACAGACGCCCUCUCCGGCAUCCACGGACUCUCUGUUCCUGCCUCCUCGUCCUAGGAAGAGAAAGGCGGGAAAACAGCAUCGAAGGCGGGAAGAUUUCGGAAGCGAUUCUCCUUUCUCUCAGAGGCCAGGUUUAAAUCGGGAAAGGCGCGCCGAUGGGGCGGGCUCCAUUGUUUGCCCGCAUUUUCUCACGGAGCCUUCCUGCCCAAACCGUCGCGGAGGAACUGGGCCCGCGAGUUGUCUUCUCUGCGCAGGCGGGGGAAGCGCAAAAACGAACCCAUCUGUUUUCCUCUCGCUGUUGAGAAAUUGAGGAAGGAACAUGUUUUUUUGAUUUACAGAGCCGAGAGUGACCCAAGGAAACCGCGCGCGGUUCAAGAGGUUUUGAUGGUGGAGUGAGGUGGACGGGCUCGUUUAGGUGGUAGACGGUAUUUCUGUCUAGGCAAAGGGCAGAACGAGACAAAAGGUAGAUUUUAAGCAACAGCCUUCCCGUGGAGCGGUGCUUUCUGCCUGAAACGUACUUCGCCUCUAGAAAGGGGGUGAUUUGGAUAUAUAGCUGUUGCUGCGUUUUUGACUUCACUCACAGCAAAGUGCAUUUUGCGUUUCGAGACAAUUACCACUGAAACACUUUCUUCUCUUAGUUACAAAAAAAAAAAAAAAUGAACAUUUUUUUAAAAAGAGCCAGCUAGAUAUUUUCAUUCUAAGAGUUUUUCUCUUAAAUGAAAAGAGCUACUAUCCCAUCUCAUUGCACUCUUCCUAUUUAAAAAAGGCCUUCCGAGAUCAAAUUCUACACAACUGAAUCAAGGUUCGACAGAUGAUCAAUAUAGUUUUUGAACAAUUAUUCAGAUUCCUUCUAAUUUAAUUGUGAAGAGUUUUAGAACUGACAUAUGACAAGGUUCAGUAACUGGCUGUAUCUCAUGUUAAACAAACAAAUUAACCUGAGCUGGCAAAUGAAAAGAAGGACGUUGCUCAGACUAUUAGCAUAGCCUUUCCCUUCUCUUCAUAUUUCCAAAAUGUUUUCCUUGAACAGGUUUCACAAGACUUCAGCCUGAUGUUCCACUCCACUAAAGUCCUGUUUUGCCAGCAUAGACAUGCUGCUAACUACUAAUGCAAAAUGGCAACUCAGUAACAAUCUUUUCUGAUUUUAUAUUUUUGUAACAAACCAAUAAAAUAUGAAUAACAAUCUUC